Messenger RNA from Monomorium pharaonis (pharaoh ant), 1370 nucleotides. RefSeq names its product spindle and kinetochore-associated protein 1. Gene Ontology annotation, cellular component: spindle microtubule; outer kinetochore; mitotic spindle. The transcript has 5 exons. Gene Ontology annotation, biological process: cell division; chromosome segregation; regulation of microtubule polymerization or depolymerization. Gene Ontology annotation, molecular function: microtubule binding. Bases 343 to 1209 code for a protein of 288 amino acids. NCBI's taxonomy places the organism in Eukaryota, Metazoa, Arthropoda, Insecta, Hymenoptera, Formicidae. The record is from RefSeq and is a predicted model, not a curated record.
CCUAAACGUAGUCAAUGACGCCGUAUGUACCAAACGAGUCGCCAAAAAUCGCCUUUUACAAAGGAAAAUGGUCAUGAUUGGUCGUAAAAGGAGUGGUAGGAGUGGGAGCAAUCAACCGAUGUUUCACUAAAAUUUAAAUUCAACAGGGUGUGUGUGGUUCGUUACGUGUGCUCCGAAAACAUUAUUUUACAUUUUUUGAUAUAAUAUCUGAUAUAAUAAUUCAAUAAAACACAAGGAAAAAAAAGCGAUAUAUUGGAAUACCGCGAUUGAAGUAGGUUUUUUAGGAUUUUCUGUAGAAAGAGGAACUGGAAUUGUUGUAAAUUUGGUUAAGUUCAGUAAGCUAUGCUCGAUGAAAAUAAACCUGUGAGACAGGAUGACGAUAAUCUGGAAAAGAUAAUUGAUACACAAGCCAAGAGACUGCAAGAACUCAAUGCGGCCACAAUAUUAAUAAAAGGUAAGCAAAAUAUAAAGGAUGAACUUCGGAGAGCAUAUGAAGAAGUAUUACAAAUUUCAUCUAGUAUCUUGGAAACAAAGAAAAUGUUACUAAGAAUAAAUGAACAGAGCUUGCGUUCCAAGGAAUUAUUGACAUUGAUUGAUGCUUUGGACAAAAGAAUUCUUCAUCAAGAAGAGAAUGUUCCACCUGAACUUAUACAAGGUUACCAGAAUGCAACUGUAUCCUCCCCUCAUAUGUUAAAGUGCACUGUAAAUUCAAUGCACCACCAGUUAACAGCACAAAUACCUAGUAGUAGUAAAAUAAUUGAAAAGCUUAAAAAGACAGAUUGUAAAAGAACUCUUUUUAAUGAACCAGAAGUAUGUCCAACAAUACCAUUUAUUACUUUAGAAGAAUUUAAUAAAGUGCCUAAAUAUAUUAUUGGGAGGCAAACAACUAAUAAUUUGGAUACAAUUAAUAACUUUAUAAGUGCUAUUAAUCAGACAUUAAUUGCAAAGUAUACAAUUUUAUCAUUAGGCAAAGCUGCUGCUCAAAAAAAAGGUGAAAUUAAUUUAUUUUUACAUUAUAAGAAGCAGGAAUUUGACAUCCGAGAAGAAAAUGGAUACCUCUACUUUUUCACAGCUGAAGAUUUUUAUAGACAAACAAAAACAAAGAUUGAUAAGCCCAAGUUAAAUUUGUUAACUGCAUUGCGCCAUUGCAAACGUUUACGAGAAUGUAGGAUAAAAAAUGAUUUACGAUAUGUAAUAAUAUCAAAUUAAUUAAUAUUAUUUUUGUAUAUAUAAAUAUACAUGAAUAUUCAUCAUGAAUUAAAAAAUACAUUCUAAUACUGAUAUUGUAUAUUGAUGUAACAUGGUCAGUAGUUUUAGAAUAUGAAUAUGAAUAUGUGAAUGAAAUAUAUGCAUAAUAUAUUUCUUGAAUA